Molecule: messenger RNA, 753 nt
Organism: Naegleria gruberi
Lineage: Eukaryota; Heterolobosea; Eutetramitea; Acrasida; Naegleriidae
Exons: 1
Coding region: 1-753 (250 amino acids)
Source: RefSeq, a predicted model, not a curated record
AUGUUAGCAACAAGAGAGGAUGUUGCUGAGUAUAGUAGUGAUGAAGAUCAGCUUCAAGUAAAACCAAAUCAUCACAAACAUGAGGCUAAACAUAAGAAAUCAACUCCAAUUGUUAUUGAAUCUAAUAGGGACAAGUUGACUAGCACCACUCUUACACCAUCCUCAUCAACAACAAGUACGGAAAAAUUGUCACAAUCAUCAAUUGUAAAUAAUAGAGAAGAAAAGAUUCAGGAAUAUAAACAUAUUAAACCUUUAUCUGUUGAUGAUAUUUCUAAAGGAGGAGGAAGAAUUUCAUAUCCAAGCUUAUCCGAUAUUUUGAGUGCAAGUAAUAAUGAUUCAUGGAUGUCAAUGGUUUUACCUUCUGCACCUCCAUUAAUUGAAGAUGAACAGGACCAAGUGAUAUCAUAUCCCCAUUUAUCUGAUUUAUCUAAUCAAACACUUGAAUAUAUUUUACCACCAAUUGUAAAAAAGGAAGAAGAAAAGGAAAAAGCUGAACCAAUUUUACCUCCUUUAGUAAUACACAAAAUUCAAGAAGGUGAAACAUUGAUUUCAAUUUCUAUCAAAUAUGGAGUUACAGAAGAGGCAAUUAAAUUGAAAAAUAGAAUGAUGGAUAGUGAUUUAACAUUGUACAAUAAGAUUGAACUACUCAUUCCAGAACCAACUCAACUUCCACCAGAAGAUUCUUUCAAAAAGAAAGAGUUAACUGAAGAAGAAAAACGAAAGAUGAAGAGAGAAAGAAAGCAUGGACUUUAA